AUGGUUGCCAUCAGUGUUCCGGAUAGCUACGGUUCCGUCAUCGCCGUUGCCCUAGGCGCAAUCCCCGUCCUAGGCUUCGUCCACGGCCUCAUCGUGACCAGCAGCCGCAAAGAAGCCAAUGUGCCUUAUCCCCACAGCUACGCGACCAUCGAGCAAUGCAAGACCAACCCCAAAGCCGAACAAUUCAACUGCGCCCAGCGCGCCCACGGCAACUUCCUCGAGAACGCCCCGCAGACCAUGCUCUUCACGCUCGUUGCGGGUCUCAAGUACCCCGGACUAGCUACUAGCAUUGGUGCCGCGUGGCUUGUGUGUCGAUCUCUGUUUUUGUACGGUUAUGUCUACUCGGGCAAGCCGCAGGGUAAAGGACGGUUGAUGGGUAGUUUCUUUUGGUUGGCACAGGGUGCUUUGUGGGGAUUGAGUGUGUUUGGGGUUGGGAAGGAUUUGAUUUCUUACUAG
Molecule: messenger RNA, 456 nt
Organism: Aspergillus chevalieri
Lineage: Eukaryota; Fungi; Ascomycota; Eurotiomycetes; Eurotiales; Aspergillaceae
Product: MAPEG family protein
Exons: 3
Coding region: 1-456 (151 amino acids)
Cellular component (GO): endoplasmic reticulum; nuclear envelope; membrane
Molecular function (GO): glutathione transferase activity; glutathione peroxidase activity
Source: RefSeq, a predicted model, not a curated record